GCUGAGAGCAGUGCAUUGUGGGAAACUCCCAGUCCCCGCAGCCGCAGCCGCAGCCGCCGCCCGCCCGCCCGCCGCCGCCGCCGGCCCUGGUCCCGCGGAGAGCGCGCAGCGCCGAGGUGGGAUCACCGGGAGCAGCAGCGCCUAGAUAAUGCCCAGGAGUGAGCUGUCCUGAGCCGCUGUGGUCCAGCUACCUGCCUGUUCACGCACACCCCACAAAGCCUGCCAGCACCACCCGCCAUGGAGUCCAGAGGGAAGUCGACCAGCAGCCCCAAGCCCGACACCAAGGCUCCCCAGGCCGCUGCUGAGGCCAGAGCCCCGCCAGCUGUGGAUGGCAAAGCUCCCUCGGCUAAACCUGGGAAGAAGGAGGCUCAGGCAGAGAAGCAGGAGCCUCCAGCGGCCCCCACACCACCGACUGCCAAGAAGACCCCUGCCAAGGCAGACCCUACGCUUCUCAAUAACCACAGCAACCUGAAGCCGGCCCCUGCAGCCCCCAGCAGCCCCGAUGCAACCCCCGAGCCCAAGGGCCCCGGGGACGGCGCUGAGGAGGACGAAGCCCCCAGCGGGGGCUCAGGGGGCCGAGGCCCUUGCCCCUUUGAGAACUUGACCCCGCUCCUGGUGGCUGGGGGUGUGGCUGUGGCAGCCGCAGCCCUAAUUCUUGGUGUGGCCUUCCUGGCCCGGAAAAAAUGAUGGCUGGUGCCCAGGUGGGGGCCCAGCCACUUCCUGUACAGACCUCAGGAAUGUAGUGCAUGCCGAGCUCACACACAGCUAUGUAUACAUACGUACAUACAUGAUAUACAUAUAUAUACGCGUUUACCCCCACAUACACACAGAGGGAGAGAGCUGGACAGGCGAGCAAUGGAAACCAGGCCCCCUCACUGGCCCCCCAGCACUUUCCCUUCCCAAUCUCUGGGGCAGAAGGAGCCCAGGCUCCAGAGUUUACUGAGGAGCACAAGACAGAGCUCCAGCUUGGGGCAGGGGUCUUGGCCGGGGGCAGUGGAAAGAGUGGACUGUGAGUGUGGCCCACCGCCUCUGGGCAGGUGCGUCCACAGCGGACCCACUCAUGUGCGCCAGCUUGUGCCGAGAGGCCCCAGGGCCGGGUAGGGGUCUGGGACGGGCUCUGGCAAGGGCCCAGCCCGUGUGGACACAUUAAAGGGUACGGCUGUUUCACUCUC
Messenger RNA from Neofelis nebulosa (Clouded leopard), 1172 nucleotides. RefSeq names its product cell cycle exit and neuronal differentiation 1 (gene CEND1). The transcript has 2 exons. Bases 238 to 687 code for a protein of 149 amino acids. NCBI's taxonomy places the organism in Eukaryota, Metazoa, Chordata, Mammalia, Carnivora, Felidae. The record is from RefSeq and is a predicted model, not a curated record. Gene Ontology annotation, biological process: cerebellum development; radial glia guided migration of cerebellar granule cell; cerebellar Purkinje cell differentiation.